Prosopis cineraria is the source of this 2576-nucleotide messenger RNA. Its product is annotated as sucrose nonfermenting 4-like protein. The coding region runs from base 319 to 1776 and encodes 485 amino acids. The record is from RefSeq and is a predicted model, not a curated record. The transcript has 14 exons. NCBI's taxonomy places the organism in Eukaryota, Viridiplantae, Streptophyta, Magnoliopsida, Fabales, Fabaceae.
GUUGGGAUGGGGAAAUAACAUUCGGAGCUUUCCUCACAAUUACAAGUCCCGAUUUCCCUUAUAUUUUAGUUUUAUAUCCAACGUGUUGGUUUAUUCUUCUCUCAAUUCACAAUAUGCUCAUCCCCAUUGUUCAAUGGUUCCAUAGGGUUUCGAUUAUGUUCUCUUGAGAGUUUCUCAGCUUGGUUUUGACAGAUAUUCCGGUGUGGAUUUGCACCUUGAAAUAUACAUUCACAUAGAACAUGCUGCGAUGAAGCCUGGUUCUUGGACUCUAUAAUCAGAGUAACGUUACGGAUUAGAGUUUACCCGUACAGUUCGAGCAUGGAUCCUUCUAGGAACGCAGGUGGUGUUGCAGGGACGUUGCCAAUUCCCAGGCUAUUUGUAUGGCCAUAUGGGGGAAGAGAAGUGUAUCUAUGUGGUUCAUUCACACGGUGGUCUGAGUUUCUACGCAUGUCGUCAGUUGAGGGUUGUCCGACUGUAUUUCAAGCCGUUCAUAGCUUGUCCCCUGGUUAUCAUGAGUACAAGUUUUGUAUUGAUGGAGAAUGGCGACAUGAUGAGCAUCAGCCUCAUGUAGCUGGAGAAAAUGGGGUGGUUAAUACUGUAUUUGUGGCUACUAAUCCUAAUGAAAUGCCUAUUCCAACUCCACAAGUAGCUUCUGGUUCUAGCAUGGAUGUGGAUAAUGAGGCUAUCCGGCGCAUGCUUCAGUUGACAGAUGGUACGUUGACUGGGGCAUUGCCUAGAAUGUCAGAUGCUUAUGUACAGACCUCCCGCCAGCGUAUUUCUGCUUUCUUGUCAAUGCACACAGCUUAUGAAUUACUUCCUGAGUCAGGCAAGGUUAUUGCAGUAGAUGUUGAUCUGCCAGUGAAGCAUGCAUUUCAUAUAUUGCAUGAGCAGGGAAUAUCUAUUGCUCCUCUCUGGGACCUCUGCCAGGGGCAUUUUGUUGGCGUUCUUAGUCCUUUGGAUUUUAUUUUAAUUUUGAGAGAGCUUAAGAAUCAUGGAUCCAAUUUAACAGAAGAAGAGCUUGAAACACAUACUAUAUCUUCUUGGAAAGAAGGAAAAUUAUAUCUAAACAGGCAACGCAAUGGACAUGGAACAACCUUUUCAAGACGUUUUAUCCAUGCAAGACCGUUUGAUAAUUUGAAAGAUAUUGCCACAAAGAUCCUGCAAAAUGAGAUUUCAACAGUUCCUGUCAUCCAUUCGAAGUCUGAAGAUGGUUCAUUUCCACAGCUGUUAUAUCUGGCUUCACUUUCUGGAAUACUUAAUUGCAUUUGCAGGUAUUUUAGGCAUUGCUCUAGUUCAUUGCCUAUACUCCAAUUACCGAUUUGUGCAGUUCCUGUGGGAACAUGGGUGCCCAAAAUUGGGGAAUCAAAUAGGCGACCUUUAGCUAUGUUGAGACCUAGUGCAUCUCUUACUUCAGCCCUAAAUUUAUUAGUUCAAGCCCAAAUAAGUUCUAUACCGAUAGUGGAUGACAAUGAUUCAUUACUAGAUAUAUAUUGCCGAAGUGAUAUAACAGCUUUGGCAAAGGACAGGGCUUAUACACGCCUCAAUUUUGAUGAAAUGACUAUCCAUCAGGCUCUGCAGUUAGGCCAGGACUCAUAUCAUUCAUACGAUCUUAGAAGUCAGCGAUGUCAGAUGUGUCUGAGAUCUGAUUCUCUGCAUAAAGUGAUGGAACGGUUGGCAAAUCCAGGCGUUAGGCGUUUAGUUGUCGUGGAAGCUGGCAGCAAGCGAGUAGAGGGCAUUGUUUCACUGAGUGACAUAUUCAAGUUCUUCCUUGGUUAGACUUAGAAUGGAAAAUGAAGAAUUACAAUGGUUUGUGCAGUGGUUAUGACAUUUGUGCAUAUAUUCAAGCAACACCACCUGCUCAGCCAUUUUAAAAGGUUUCCUAUGCCCUCUUUUUUUCUCUUAACUGGUAAUUUGAUCUCUUCACUUAAAAUAUUAUUGGAUUGGCCUCUUGCUUUAUUGCCUUGUUUUAAUGAUUUUAGGCUAGAGAAAGAGGUCUGUAAAUUGAGAGUUUGGCCCCAUUUUUAUUUAUCUUACCCAUCCCUUGUUAUCCUCAUCGUGCUCCCAGUAUAAAUACAAGAAAAAAUGGGAGCUUAAGAUCUGUAGUCAUUCUGUACUGUGUUGAAGAUAUGAAGACUGGGGAAGAUAAUUUAUGGGAGGAAGAAUAUUGAAAUUCUGGUGUUUUGUAUAGUUUAUUAUCAGCUUUUGGUCUUUGAAGAGAACUCCUGAGCUGGUACAAUAUGGUUUAAUUUCCCCACCUUCAUUUUCCUCAUUUCAGUGUACAUUGAGAUUUUCCUGGGCAAAUGUAAGCUGAAUGAAUUAUUUUCAUUCAUUUCUGUUAUGGAAAACCUAUCAGUCGGUUUUCACCUACUGAGGUAAGGCUCCUUGGUCUUCUAUUAUGGAACUUGAACGGAGGAUUUUAAGCUUGAUUUUAAGGGUAGGCUCUGUUAUCCUAUAUAUGAUGAGAAUGAGUUCCAUGUUGUGGCAUUUUUGCCCCUUCAAUUUUGUUGUUAACUGUUCAAGAGUGCUUAAUGAGAAUGAGAAAUAAUAUCAAGCAUUGGGCGGAGUUAUUGUUCAAA